CGCUGAUUAAGGACGUUCCCGAAACGCGAACAUGACAUCAAUAGGCAUCGACGAGGACUCUAUCCCAGAUCUCACCCAUAAGGUGGCACUGAUCACCGGCGGCGGGUCGGGGAUCGGGUUCGCGGCGGCCAAGAUCCUACUCUCCAAGAACGCCACCGUCCACGUAAUCGACAUCAAUGAGCCCAGCGGCGCAGACCCCGGACACCCCGAGCCCUGGCAGAGCUGGGAGGCCUUCCACUUCCACCGGUGCGACAUCACCUCGUGGGCGGAACAGCUCGCCGUCUUCGACUCCAUCGGACGGGUCGACAUGGUCUUCGCCAACGCCGGCGCGGGAGAGCAGCACGACGACUUCGCGCACGAGUCCGUCGCGGAGGGCCGGGAGCCUAGCUACGCGCAUCUGGUAGACGUCAACCUCAUCGGCACCCUCCACACCGUAACGCUCGCGAGGAGGAGCAUGCGCCAGCACGCGGUGACGCAAGGCAGCGUCGUCAUCACCAUCAGCGCGUUGGCCUACGCGCCGGAGCAGUCGCUGCCAGUGUACACGGCCAGCAAGAUCGCGCUGGUAGGACUGGUGCGGUCGCUAAGGUCGACGAUGCUCUCGCAGGAGGGCAUCACUAUAAACGGCGUCGCGCCGGCGGCGACGAUUACCAACCUCCUUCCGCCGCACUUCGCCGCGCCGAUCGUGGCAAUGGGUCUGCCGACCAGCGAGGCGAGCUUCGUAGGUCGCGCGCUGGUGUACGCCGCGACGGCGAAGCAAGACCGGAGGGUCGAGGUCUACGGGAAGGAAAGCGACGGCGAUCUGUGGCUGGGAGGCGCUCAGGAGAGGUGGAACGGGCGGGUCAUCCUGACGCUGGGAGACGCGUACACCGAGCUGGAAAGCUCGAUUGCGGAUCUGAGGCCGUAUUGGUUUGGGCAGGAGAAUCUACGUCUGACGAGGGCGCAACAAGCGGCCACGGAUUUUCGCAACGUCUAACGGUAGACUUUGAUGAGGCAUGUAUUUUAUAUGACGUGAUUUAUAUGACGGAG
Messenger RNA from Annulohypoxylon truncatum, 1026 nucleotides. RefSeq names its product NAD(P)-binding protein. The transcript has 2 exons. Bases 32 to 973 code for a protein of 313 amino acids. NCBI's taxonomy places the organism in Eukaryota, Fungi, Ascomycota, Sordariomycetes, Xylariales, Hypoxylaceae. Gene Ontology annotation, molecular function: oxidoreductase activity. The record is from RefSeq and is a predicted model, not a curated record.